Messenger RNA from Myodes glareolus (Bank vole), 6753 nucleotides. Lineage: Eukaryota; Metazoa; Chordata; Mammalia; Rodentia; Cricetidae. The record is from RefSeq and is a predicted model, not a curated record.
UGACAGGUGUCAUUCAUUGGACUGCGGUGACAUCACCCGGAUUGUGACUGACGAGUGUUUUGGUCCUGCUCCACGCAGGAUGCCUUGCGGGUGGAGCAUUCACCCCGUGCUUCUCCUCCUGCUGCUGGGGGCCCUGGAUGUGGAAGCGGAACAGGAAGUCCCGCCCUGCCCGGCCCGCUGCGCCUGCUAUGUCCCCAGUGAGGUCCACUGCACCUUCCGGUCUCUGACAUCAUUUCCUGCGGGGCUUUCGCGGAGUGUGGAAAGGGUCAACCUGGGGUACAACGGCAUGACGUCACUUCCUGUUUCUGCCUUGGUGGGGCUAACACGGCUCCGCCUCCUCCUCCUGCACGGGAACGAGAUUGAGGAAAUUCCCUACGGCGCCAUGAGUGAUCUAGGAGCCCUGCAGGUCCUGAAACUGAGCUACAACCGCCUGCACACGCUGACGUCAGGGUCCCUGCGUGGUGCGCAUGCACUGACACGGCUGCACCUGGACCACAACCGCCUGACGUCACUGGACGCCAAUGCACUGCUGGGGCUGACAUCGCUGAGGCUGCUGACACUGGAGGGCAACGCGCUGACAUCACUGCCACCCGGAGGGCUGGCAACCCUCAACCUCCUUGGGGGGCGGGACUUCUGGGCUGGAAGCCCCUUCAGGGUGUCAACACUGCGGCACCUGUCGCUUGCUGGGAAUGCAUUGACAUCACUUCCGCCCACACUGCUACUAGCCGCACCACUGCUGGAGACACUUUCACUUCACGGGAACCCCUGGGCCUGCAACUGCGAAAGCGCAGCCUGGGUUGGCGAAUGGACAGCCAGGAUCAGAGCUGCUCUGCGCUGCCGGAAGGACAAAGGUGCAGAGGCCGGGAUUUCCUGCCCCGUCUGUGCUGGCCCCGCCCACUUCCUGUCUCGGGACCUGCGCGACCUCGAAGCCGGUGACAUCACCUGCGCCACCCCUGCCAUAUACUCCCCUCUGCGGAACAGGACCCGCGGACCGGAAGGAGAAGUAAUGGCAGAUGAGGAUGACGUCAUGGCGCUCAGCAACCUCGACAUCGGCCUGGACCUAGCGGACGCACACGGGAACCGCGUGACGCUGGCCUGUGACCCAAGCGGGGCAGGGCCUCCACAGAUGACAGAUGUGCUCGCGGUACAGCCGCAAGGAGAAGGGGCGAGACUAAGCGUGGAGGCAACGAUGACGCUCGCCCUGUCCUGCGAGGUGACACGCGACGCCCACGAGCGGGCAUGGCGGCUGCUGGCCUACUAUAGUGACGUCAGCGUGUCGCUGGGAGCCAUAACUGAACGCGGAAGCUUCGCGGGCGAUGACGCCACUGCCUGCUAUGCCCAGGACCCGGAUGAUGGGGAAGCGCUCUACAACACGGGGCUUCAAGUAAACCUGACCACGCCCCCAGAGUGGGUGUGGCUACGCGCGCCCCGCCUUUUCCGCCUGCGCCUUGACCGGAAGCGUACUUCAGCCCGGCGCAUGCUGCUGACCUACGAGGCGCGGGUCUCGCGGACACUGCCGGGGACCGAAGGGGACGGUGACGUUAUUCUCAACGGUACCGAUGACGCCAUAUUUAGCGCUGGCGAUGACCUUACUUCCUGGGUCGCUAUCGCGCCCGACCCGAAUGCCGGCGGCGUCAUCGCCAUGGAGGGGGAGGAGGUCCGGCUGCCCUGUGACGUCACCGCCUCUGCGCCGGCCAGGGUUGCUUGGCGUCUCCCGGGCGGCGCCAUGGUAACGAGGACGCUGGCGGCACCGGAAGAUGAUGACGGGGAGCGGGAGACCCCGGCGCCGGGCGAUGACGCAUACCGAGAGAGGACACUGUCGGAACCGCAGCCUGAGGAAAUAACGCGGACGCGCGGUGAUGACGUUCGCGAUGCAGCGCCAGGGGCCUGGCGCAGCCAUAGUGGACGGAUUCUGUCGACUCGCAGUGGUGUCCUGAGAAACAAGCGGAGUUUUGGGACGCCUGUUGAUGACAUCAGCGAAGCCGCGCCAGACUCCUGGCGGAAGCGCAAACGGCACUCGCCUACCUCCGAUGUCACCAUCCUGCGCGAUGGCUCGCUGCUCCUCCGCGCGGCGCGGCCGGAUGACGCUGGCCGCUACGUUUGCGUCGCCACCGUCGGGUUCGGCGCCUCGCAGGACCGGGCGGUGCGGCGCCUGCUCGUGACGUCGAGCUCGGGUCCGUUGCGCGGCGAUGACGCAGCGACGCUGCAGAAGCCGCCGGGUGCCGCGUUGACGCUGCCCUGCUUCGUUUCGGGCGCCGCCGCCCUGGCCUGGGAGCUUCCUGGAGGGCGUCUGCUGCGUCGUGGGGUGAACACGUCAUCAGGCGCAGCCGUGGACGGGAACGGAAGUCUGGUGCUGGCGCCGUUGCGGGGCGGGGACUCCGGAUUCUUCCGGUGUCUGGCCGUCAAUCAAGUCGGCAGCGACGCCUUCGCCGUGGAGCUCGCGGUGGUUUCCGAGUCGCGAGGUGAUGAUGUUGGCGGUGUUGUCACCGGAGACGACGGCGAUGAGGAAGCCUGGGGGGCGGAGCCCGAGGACCUUAUACGUGCGAGACCGGAAGUCAGAACCCCGGACUUAGGAGGCAAUGAUGGGCGAGGCAGUAAUCUGACGUCACGGACCCGAAGCAGGAAGUUGACAGCUGGGAAACCGGAAGUGGGCAAUGCGGAUCGGAAAGCAGAAACCAAGAAACAGCAGAACCGGAAGUCACUCUUCAGACGCCGAAAACUGAAUCAGGCCGCGCUCGAAGUGACGUCACUCGACCCUUCCCUGUUGCCCGGUAGACCGGAGCCGCACAUGUGGGAACCGGUAGCGGACGUGAGGCGCGUACACGUGACGAACCCGCGCGUCAGCCCGGCACACUGGGCUGACGUCCUCGCCCGAGUCCUGGCCCGGAACCUUACCGUGGCCGGAAGUGACGUCAUCGGGACUGUGCCUGUCCCUGCCCCCGUGGUCGCUGGGGAAAUGGACGACACCGCGAGGGGGGAAAUGGACGUCACCACGAGGAACGCAGAAGUCGGUGGUGUCUUAGUUCAGGUCACCCAAAACCCUGAUGGCAUCGCUGAUGUCAGAGAUAGUUAUGACGUCAUAGGCGCUGACAUCGCUAACGCUCCUAAUGUCACCUUCACCAGUGAGGCCACCGGCAAAGGUCAGGUCACCCACUCUUAUGACGUCACCAAUAGCACUGCUGCCAACACCACCGAGUUCAUCGACUUCUAUGAUGUCAUCAAUACUCCUGAUGUCAUAGACAGGGACGGCAUCAACGGCUCCCAUGUCGUCAUCAACGGUACUGACAUCAUCGUGGCCCCCAAUGCUACUGCCGCCAACGUCUCCGCCCCCAGCGCCGAGGAGGAGGAAGCGGAGACGGCAGAGGAGGAAGAGUCGGCGGAGGCCCCAUCCCUAAGGUUCUCUGGGCGCCAUGAUGUUAUCCAGGCUCCAUCCUCAUCCCCCACAUUCCGGUUCCAGCCGGAUUCGGAAUCGGGUUCCUCUGCGACUGGCGACUUCCAGCCGUUGAGACCAUUGCAGUUUUCUGUGUGGGGCACUUCGUCCAGUGCUUCUGCUUCUGGGUCCUCAGAGCAGCGGCCAUCGCGGGGUGGGGACUUCCGAUUAGGUCCGGUUAGCACCUUCCCGCCAGACCUGAAGGGGAGCAGGAGGCGGAAGCGGCCAUGGGAAUUUCUGCUGACAACUUCCAGUUUCACUUCCAAGUCAGGGGAAAACCCGGCCACGCCCACUGAUCACAUCACUGUGACCCCACUAAACAGGCGCGGGCGGAAGCGUUUGCAACACAGAAACCGUUUAAUCCCACACCCCACUUCCGGUCCUGUGGGGCCUGAGGAACUCCAGCUUCCUGUCCCCGAGGCCCCGCCCACGAAAGUGACUCCGCCUCGGCGGAAGUUGGGCAAGAAGGCGGGUAGGAGGCGUGGGACCGUGAGCCCCUUGAGCCUGUUGUGGGAACAGGAAGUUGUUGUUACCCACGGGGGCGGGCUCUCUGCCUCCCCUGCCCAUCAUGCCUGGUCAGUGACAUCACUUCCUGUUACGGCUCUGAGACAGGGCAGGGUCACAGGGGCUGUCCAAAACAUCACUGUCAUGUCCUCAAAUGAUGCUGUGACUAAGACAGCAACCUAUGAUGUCAUCGCAGCGACCAACGAUGACAUAAUGCCCCAUACCACGACCAGUGACGCCAUUGUGUUCUCAGAUGACGCUGUGACUGCGAUCUUGACCAAUGAUGUCACCACUCCCUCCGAUGACAUAAUGGGUAUCACGACUGAUGUCAGUGCUUUCUUGGAUGAUGUCAUGACUGAGACUGAACAUGAGGUCGUCCAUGACCUUGUGAGCCCCAACCCCGUGGUUGACCGCAUACCUGGCACCGCCACCAUUUUUUUCAAGGAGGAGACCGCCGGCGAUGUCAACCGUUGGGAUGACAUCGUGAGAAAUGAUGUCACCGCCGAGAACACCGUCAGUGCCACCGUGCCUCUCACUACCCCAGAUGCCGGCGAUGUCACCACUUCUGCCAUGGAUGAUGCCAUUGGCGAUGUUGUCCGGAAUUCAACAAAUGACAUCAUCGUUAUCACAGGUGUGGGUGACGUCAUUGCCCGCCCGCCCCCCGACAACCUCUCUGCUUCCGGUUCUGCUAAGGCCCUGCUCACUCCAGUGGACGUGCAGAUGUCAAUAUCAGAGGAGAUGACAUCGUUGAGGCCGCAACAGGAAGUCAUCUCCACGGCAACUAUAACCCCACCCCGUCUCCCAUCCGUUGUCAUGGCGGUGUCAUCCCGCCCAGUGAUCCCGCCUUUCUGGCCACGGAUCCACGGGCACCUUGGGCCCCCGGCACCACCCGCAUCUCGUGGUCUGCACCGCAUCACAUCACAUGACCCCGUGGGAGUGACAUCCCAGGGUUUGCGGGUCAUCCAUGUGCCCCGCGGGUCAGAUCUGCGCCUCCGCUGUGUGGUCGUGGGGGGUUCAUUCCCGCGCGUGCUGUGGCGGCUGCCAUCACGGAGGCUGCUGGACGCACACGCGAGCCCCGACUCCCGAGUCUCCGUGGCGCUCGAUGGCUCCCUGUCCGUGGCAUCCGUGACUGAGCAUGAUGCCGGCGACUACGUGUGCAUGGCGCGGAACUCAGCGGGUGACGAGUACACGGCCUUCACCGUCCACAUCCUCGUGGAAACCGACCCCGCGGCUCCUGGGUUCACAUCUAGGUUUGCUUCCAGGUUUCCAUCGAGGAAUUCGCACAUGGACCUUGUGGUCGUGGAUGUGCGCUACGGCGACACGGCUCGGCUCCCAUGCGCAGCGGCCCUGGCCCUGGAUUCACAGUCCACCGAGACCAUGUGGACGUCACCUGCGAGGAUGCCUGUGCUGGUGACACCAUCAUCCAGGAGAUACAGCAUGGACGCAGGCGGGACUUUGGAGAUCCGCGAGGCCCGACGUGCAGAUGCCGGAAACUACACGUGCACGGUGAGGACGGUGGCCGGUGACGUCGUCCACUCUGUGGCGCUGCUCCGUGUGGCCGUCCUGGGGCCCCGGAUCCACAGCGCUGUAGCAAAUGUGGUGGUGCCGCUGGGCGGUCGGACACAGAUCCCGUGCAGGGCUGAGGGUGUCCCGCCGCCCCGCGUGCUGUGGGCACUGCCUGGGGGCGUGGUGCUGCCCUCGCCGUUUGCGCCAUGGUCGCGACUGGCAGUGCUGGCAGAUGGCACACUGGAGAUCCGUGCGGUGCGGGCGUCGGACGCAGGGCUACUCGAGUGCAUUGCACGCAAUGAGGGUGGCGAGGCCCGUGUGGCCGUGCGCCUCACCGUGACCCCUGAACCCAGGGUUGUGGCCCCGACAACCACGCGGGAAUCUGUCACGGCUACAGCGGGACACACGAUCACGCUGCGCUGCCCAGGGUCUGCGUGGCUCCCACCCGGGUCACGUCUGCUUUGGCUCCUCCCUGAUGGUACAGAGCUGGUGGGCGGGCGUGACCGUGGCCGUUUCCACCACGGCGUGGAUGGUGCCCUCCAUGUUUCUGCACUGACAUGGGCAGAUGCCGGGAUUUACCGCUGCGCGGCUGCGGAUGCCUCAGGCAUCUACGUUGGCGCUGUGGCGCUAAGUGUGGGGUCAGGGUCUCCGGAUGCUCAGGCAGACGAUGCGGGGCACCUGAGGCACAUGUCAGGCGUGGAUGCUGUCCCCGUGGUCUCCGCCCAUGUGGGGAGCAGCGUGCGCGUGGCAUGCCGUGGUGUGGGGAACUCCGGUGCCCCGGUGACAUGGGAGCUGCCGGACCACACACAGGUGACGUCAUUAUCCACAACUUCGCGCUCAUCUCGCGCCCACGUGGACCCACGGGGGUGGCUUGCACUCUGGCCUGUCACGCUCAAGGACACCGGGCUUUAUCGCUGCUGGGUGCCAGGCAGCGGCAAUGUCGCCAGGGCUGUGUUUGUGCACGUGGACUGAGCCUGUCUCCCAUGGAAUGGACGCCGCCAUGCUCGUGCUCAGGGAAACCGUGCCCGCCCCUCCCCCGCCAUGACACAGGCUUCGUCCACAGUCUCCCAGUAUCCUUUGGGGCCGGAUGGGCGGGGCCUACGGCAACAUCACCAAUCAGUGUGAUGGGAACCCCAGGCCCAUGUCUCCCAUGAUGCUGUGCGGCGGCCUGCGGGAUUUCCCGGAGUCACAUCCAUGUUUUCAUGCCACUUCUGGGUCACUUCUGGUCCAUUUUCUGUUUACUUCUGGGUCACUUCCUGUUGACCUCUGGUCAGGAAGUUUUACAAUAAAACAUUUUUUUUUCCAGCAACAAA